AGUAACGGAAGGUAUUUCCUCGCGUUAAUAAUAAUGUUAUUGGAAUUUUCAAGAUGGCGGAACGAGACGAACACGGCCGCUUUUAUAAACGUAAAUCACCAAAAAAAGUCGUUAAACGUGAUAAGAAAGUUUUAUUUGACCACAACUAUACAAAUACAUUUAAUUGCGAUGCCGGGGAUUGUAUAAAAAGCCAGUGUAAUGCCGACGGUCACAUUGAUUUGCCGCAAAACGUGGAUAGAAGUGGGUGGAGAAUUGGACGAAGAUUAGUUGAAGUUGGAUUUUUACUGGAACAAUUACAAUAUUGCUGUGAAUGCCGACUGGGGCCUUUAACAUUCGACAAUAUGGUUGGUGAGCUAAAGAAGGGAUUAGGAGGCUAUUUGUAUGUCAGAUGUCAAAAUCAUGACUGUCUUGCCAUCAACCGUGUUCCCUAUGGAAAAACACACAGAGUUAAGAAAAGGGGAAUGCCAUGCUUUGCUGCAAAUACAAAACUUGGUACAGCAAUGAUUGAUGGUUUGGGUGGAUCCAGCAAGGUCAACAAUAUGUUGUCAACAUUAAACAUAAAACCAGUCCAUAGGAAUAACCUGCAGGCAAUUGAAAGGCGAGCGGGAUCGUAUGUUGAAAAUGUAGCAGCCAAGUCUACCAGGAAAGCAGCAAAUGAGGCUUUUGUGUCAGAGAUGAAAGAUGUUGCUGAGGAGGAAUCUGCAACAGCCAUGAAGACCAUGGACAACUAUGUUGAAUACCUUGGAGUUGGUCUAUUGCCAGAUUCAUCACCUUCAACAAGAACAAGGAUUGAACAGGCCUGGUCAACAGCACCUGAUGAUGGCUGGACAGACAUUGACGAGGAACAUGGCGGGAUUCCAAUUAGACCACACAGAAAGAAUACAUGUAGACGGCGAACGCACCAACACAUCUUUCCCAUAGAAAAGUCCCAGUCCAGGAAAAGGUUGUCAGUCCUGUUUCCAUGUAAAACCAGACAUGGAAUGUCAUGUGCUGUGGGCACUGCAUGGCAAAAGCGUGGAUUUGACAGUUUGACAUGUAUUUGA
Messenger RNA from Mya arenaria, 1043 nucleotides. RefSeq lists its product as uncharacterized. The coding region runs from base 54 to 1043 and encodes 329 amino acids. NCBI's taxonomy places the organism in Eukaryota, Metazoa, Mollusca, Bivalvia, Myida, Myidae. The record is from RefSeq and is a predicted model, not a curated record. The transcript has 5 exons.